Molecule: messenger RNA, 1432 nt
Organism: Populus euphratica (Euphrates poplar)
Lineage: Eukaryota; Viridiplantae; Streptophyta; Magnoliopsida; Malpighiales; Salicaceae
Product: probable anion transporter 3, chloroplastic
Cellular component (GO): plastid
Molecular function (GO): phosphate transmembrane transporter activity
Source: RefSeq, a predicted model, not a curated record
AUGGUGUUUUUCUGUCAACGUUCAUCAUGGAUAUCCUUUAUCCUUUUAUUGGCAAUAAGCUUUGCAUCUUGCCUUGCUGAAGUGGACUCAUCAUCGCCAUUGAAGGGCUGGAACUUUGGAGAGCUUCCCAAGCAUACUCCUAUUCCUCCAUCUGGGCCUAGCAGAGGCAGCUCAGAUACUCCACCACCACCUCCAAGGCUAUUGCUUAAGGGUUGGAACUUUGGACACCUCCCUAAAUAUACUCCUCUUCCUCCAUCUGGGCCUAUAACACAUCAGACAAGUGCAGUUGGAAUUUCAAUGGCUGGAUUUCAUCGUGGCAAUGUCGUAGGCCUAAUGUUAACUCCAAUUAUGUUGCCAGCAAUUGGAUUUUCUGGCCCUUCUGUUCUCUUCCCGUCUCUAUGGCUAACAAGACGGGCGAAAGGGGUCACCAGUGAUCCAAGAGAUAGCCCUUUCGUUAGCAAAACAAAGCUGAGGUCAAUCCAAGCUGGUAAAACUGAUUCUCCAGCAAAUAAUAGUGGCCAGCUUCCUCCACUUACGUCUCCUAUUAUCAAACGCUCUAAAUUUCAGGGAUAUUUUGUUCUUCUAUCUUGGAUGCCUAUUUAUUUCAACACCGUAUUUAAUGUGAACUUGAAGCAAGCGGCAUGGUUUAGCGCUGUCCCAUGGGGAACAAUGGCGAUUUCUGGUUACAUUACAGCGGCAUAAUCCGAUUAGUUGAUCAAGGCUGGCUACUCUUUGACGUCAGUCCGAAAGAUCAUGCAGUCUAUUAGAUGCAUUGGACCUGGUGUUUCCUUGCUCUGCUUAAAUUAUGCCAAGACACCGGGCUCGGCUGUUCUAAUGACAAUAGCACUGAGCUUGAGCUCUCUCAGCCAAGCUGGCUUUCUUCUCAACAUGCAAGAUAUAGCACCUCAGUAUGCAGGAUUUCUCCAUGGAAUAGCAAGUUCAGCUGGAACAUUAGCAGCAAUAAUCAGCGCGAUUGGAACAGGUUAUUUUGUUCAGUGGUCAGGAUCUUCCCAGGCGUUCCUCAGAGUCACUGCAGGGCUCUAUUUCGUUACAGCCAUCUUUUGGAACUUGUUUGCUACAGGAGAGCGAGUUUUCAAGACUAGACUCGAGUGUAAGUGAAGUUUCCACUAUUCUGGAAACAGCUCAGGUCUAGAACUAGGAAUAAUAUCUAUGUAAAAGGGUGAAGAAUACGAGUUGAUGUAGGUUAAAAUCUUAAGUCAAAUCAAUCUAGGCAUGAAAUGUUUAGAAUGGAGGGAAUCGGUGGUGUACAGUCUGUUUACUGCGUGCAUUUAUGCAUUCCUUGUGUUCUUUAGUGGGUGGUUUUCACUUCGAUAUGUCCAUUAGAAUGAACUUGGACAAGGAAUUAGUGUACACAGUAUCAAACUAUAAGACAAAAUUGGUGUCAAGCAACAUAAAUAAUCGUCCUCGUAAC